AUAGCUUAAGGUCGGAUGAUCUAUUGCUUUUACUGUUUUCUUUCCUCUCCAGCGGGCUCCACCACCAGGGAGCCAGGGGCCUUAGGGGCUCGGACGCCCCGGGGUCCGCGCACCCCGCUCAGACACUUGGGGACGCACGGCGCCCCGCGGGUGGGGUGGCCCAGGGGUGGCCCGGGCGCGGUUCCGGCCACAGGGGUCAGCCGGGUGGGACGCUCUCGCGCGAUCCCGGGGGCCAGGGCGGGGCCGGCGCUGUCCCGCGCUUCCUGCCACCCCGGGCCACCGCUCCGCGCCUCUCCGCUCCGGGCCAUGGCGGCCGUGGCUUGGGGACGGUGCCUCCCUCGGGUGUGGCUUCGCAGGAGGGCCGGGCCUGGCUGCGGCCGCCACUACCGCGCCGCGCUCUGCGCCGAGCUGAAGCAGCCCCUGGCCAUCGAGGAGGUCGCCUCCCGCCCCGUCCGGCCUCACGAGGUCAGAGUGGACGUCCAUUUCUGUGGAGUUAAUUUUGCUGAUAUUUUGGUCUGCCGUGGUCAGUAUCAGGAAAAGCCUCAACUUCCCUUCACACCUGGAAUGGAGUUUUCGGGGACAGUAUUGGAGACAGGCACAGAUGUCAGCACAGUGAAAGAGGGAGAUCGAGUUAUUGGCGUGAGUGGCUUUAAUGGUAUGGCUGAAGAAUGCAUCAUUGAUCACAAGACACUGUGGCAGAUUCCAGAAGGGGUCCCCCUCCGAGAAGCUGCUACCUUGCCUGUGUCUUAUGUCACUGCUAUUUUGGCCUUGGAGCAUCGGGCCUGUACUCGGCCUGGAGAAACUGUUUUAGUGACAGCAGCAGCUGGAGCCACAGGCCUUGCAGUGAUAGAUGUGGCAACAAAUGUUCUUCAGGCUAAGGUAAUAGCUGCAGCCGGAAGUGACGAGAAGUGCAGGCUGGCGAUGCGGAAGGGUGCACAGUCCAUCGUGAACUAUAGUCAGGGCAGCCUGAAGGAGGCAGUGAGGAAGCUGGUGGGCAGUGACGGGGUGAACGUGGUCAUCGACGCUGUGGGAGGAGAUGUCUUCCUGGAGGCUGUCCGCAGCCUGGCCUGGGAGGGCAGGAUUGUGGUGGUGGGUUUUGCUGGAGGAACCAUUGCUUCUGUGCCGGCUAACCUUCUGCUCCUGAAGAAUGUCUCUGCUAUGGGGCUGUACUGGGGCCGAUACAAAGAGCAGAACUUUCCCGUCUUCUCCAGAAUCCUGUCCUCUGCUCUUCAGUACUGCCAGCAAGGGCGCAUCCAGCCACACAUCGGAGCGGUUUUUAAGCUGGAGGAGUCAAGAGGGUAGCAUUUGGUGGUAAAAAGAGAACCUGACUGGCCAUGGGAAAACUGGUUGGAUUCUAUUUCCACCUGUGCCUUCAGUUGCUUCUUCGGGGAAGUCUCCUCUGCCCUCCAACCAUCAGUCUCCACGCCUCUGCAGCAGGUUAUGUACUUCAGGGGCAGCAGUGUGCGGGGGUGGGCAGGUGACCCGAGCUGCCUGGCCUCUGGGACCCCAUCUCUGCUGGGGUCUGAGUAGCUGCACAUUUUUACCUUUUUGUUCAUCUGUUUCUUGCAUUAAAAGGUUUUGUGGCUUAAAAAACUUGAAAACCACCAGUUUCCAAAAUUGCUGAGUCCCCUUCCGUCUUGUGACUUUUAUCAUGUGCCUGUGAACCCAGGUUUGCUUUACCUAAAGCUCAUGUAUACCUGUCGAUAGAAGAUGAGGACAGUUAGGACAGGUACGGAAACACUUGCUAGUUUAAACAGUCUCUUCUCUCCACUGACAUGUUCUAAGUGCUGCUCAGGCAUGGGAGAAAGCCAGAGUUGGAUUAUUGUUUUAAUCACUCACACUGAAGUUCUCUGUUCUUUUUUUUAAUUAAAAAAUUUUUUUUAAUGUUUACUUAUGUUUGGGAGACAGAGUGCGAGCAGGGAAGGGGCAGAGAGGGAGACACAGAAUCUGAAGCAGGCUCCAGGCUCCAAGUUGUCAGCACAGAGCUCGACAUGGGGCUCAAACCCACAAACUGUGAGAUCGUGACCUGAGCUGAAGUCAGAUGCUUAACCGAAUGUGCCACCCACGUGCCCCUCUGUUCUCUCUUUUUUAAAAGUUUACUUAUUUAUUUUGAGAGAGACAGAGAGUGAGCAGGGGAGGCGCAGAGACAGGGGGAGAGAGAGAGAAUCCCAAGCAGGCUCCACACUGUCAGCACAGAGCCAGAUGUGGGGUUUGAAGCCACAAAACUUGAGAUCAUGACCUGAACUGAAACUGAGAAUCAGACACUUAACUGACUGAGCCCCCCACGUGCCCAAAGUUCUCUCUUCUCUUAAACACAAAUUAGCUAUCUAAUUACUACCCUCCUGUCAGCUUGUCCUCUCCUUUCCAAUGAGGGCUCCACAUGUAGGGUUUUUCUGAUUCUUCCCACACUGCUGACCUUCCUGCUAUCACCGGGCCCUCUGAGACCAUUCUCCCUAACAAUUUCAAACAUUUCAUUCACACACCGUCCCUUUACUAUUUCUUCUCUUUCUCUGUCUCUUUUUUUCAAGAUUCAAACCACAUAGAGGAAUAGUAAUAAUAUAAUAAUGGCAGCUCCCGUAGGUUAGGUGUAUACUAUGGGUCAAGAACGGUGCUAAACACUUUUACAUGUAUUUUCUCAUUUCAUCUUUGUGAUGCUCCCUUGACGUGUGAGCCAUUUUUAUCACGUUUUACAGAUGAAGAAAUCAAGACUUGUAGGGGCUAAGAAACCUGCUCGAUAUUAUAUAGUAAGUGACAGACCUGGAAUCCAGUCCAGGUUGGUUUGAAGCCAGAUUCUGGGCUCCUUAUGGCUAAGGCAGACCCUCUCCUCAUACAAACGAGGAAGUUGCUUCUUAGAAACCUAUUCUAGAGUAUAAAGUUUGUUCAUCUAUCAGAGAAUUAUUAUGUGAAAGAGCUAUCUUAUAGUUAAAACAACCAGGAAUCUUGGAUUUUUCCAAGCAGUACCGGAAUUUAUAGAUUUUAGGUUUUUUAAAAUUUAAUUUAAUUUACUUCUUAAAUUUAUUUUGAGAGAGAGUGAAAGAAUGUGAGUUGGGGAGAGGCAGAGAGAGGGAGAAAGAGAAUCUCAAUCAGGUUCUGCCCUGUCAGCACAGAGCCCAAAUCAGGGCUCGAUCCCACAAACUGGGAGAUCACGACCUGAGCUGAAACCAAGAGUCAGACAUUGAACCAACUGAGCCACCCAGGAACUCAGGUUUUAUUCUUUUAAAAUGAAGAUGAUUAAAUGAAUAUAUGUCAUUAAUUUGACUUAACUGUAAAGCCUGGGUAAUAUUUUUUAUGUAAAUCAGUUCAUGUAUUAGAAAAAAAUUAUUUAUCAGAACCUGUCUGGGCUUGGAAAAUGACCUCUGUACGUAUAUAUACCAGUAUAUACAUAUAAUAUCAGAGAUGCUAGUGUUUCCUAGUUUGUGUUUUCUCCUGAAUAUGUGGGCUUAUAGAUUUGACCUUGGUAGUUGAUAUUAAUAUGACCACAUACUUUGUACCAUAGUCUUUUUAGUAGGCAUGGGUAUGAACUUCUGUAGCCCUCUGUGCUUUUUGUUCAUCUACUCGUAAUUACUCGAUACUUGUCAUUCCUAUAGACUAUGAACUCCAUGUGGGCAGGGGCCGUGCAUCUCUUUGUCUCCAGAUUCCGGCAGGUACUCAUGUAUCUGCUGAAUGACUGAUUGAGAGGAGGGGGCUAUAGGGUUAGACCACCUGGGUUCAGAUCCUGGCCCUACCUCUUAACUGGCUAUGGGCAAAUUACUCACAUCUCUGUGCCUUAGUUUCCUCAUGUGUGAUAGGGGCAGCAAUAUACUCUACAUACUAAGGUGGUUAUCAAGAUCACAUAAGGUAACACGUGUAAAAGCACAUAACAAACUCUUAAUAUAUUGUUUAAGGCAAAAUACCUCGCCAUCAUAAAAUGGUUAGAGUUGAGCUUUUUCACUUCCCAUGAACUAUAACACAUAUGUUGACAUUUCAUGGGCAAGAUUAGAGAAACAGCCUUUAGAUUUUGAAUUUUAACUAGAAUGUAUUAUUUGCUGAAGGGUUGCACCCGUGCUGUGAUGGGUGGGCCAUGAAUGUGUCCCGUGAUCUGUUCAGAGGAUGGCCUUAUUUAGAUGUGUCAAGUCUGUGUUCUGUAGGGAGAAGCUCACACACAUCUCAACUAGACAAUAUUUAAACCCUAGAGAUCUGAGCUUGAUUAUUAUACUAAGGUCAGGUGAGAUCACUACAUGAAUAGAUUUGAUAUAUAGAAAUUGUUUACUUGAAGUUUCCUGAGUGUAUGUAUGGAAUAUUCUUUUUUUUUUUCCUAAGGUACACUUUCAUGCCCAGCACAGAUCCCAACAUGAGGCUUGAACUCACGACCCUGAGAUCAAGACCUGAGCUGAGAUCAAGAGUUAGAUGCUUAACAGACUGAGCCACCCAGACACUCCUAUCUGUGGGCUAUUCUCUUUUUUUUAUUUGUUAAUUUUGAGAGAGAGAGAGAGAGAGAGAGAGGGAGAGAAUGAGAGAGAGAGCAUGAGCAGUGGAGGGCCAGAGCGAAAAGGAGAGAGAAAGAAUCCUGAGCAGGCUCCACACCGCUGGUGUGAUGUGGGGCUCGAACUCAUGAACUGUGAGAUCAUGACCUGAGCUGAAACCAAGAGUUUUACACUUAACCAACUGAGCCACCCAGGUGCCCCAUAUCUGUGGAAUAUUCUUAAAAAUUAAAUUACUCUUUAAGUUUAAAAAAAUUUUUUUAACGUUUAUUCAUUUUUGAGAGACAGAGAGAGACAGAGUGCAACCAGGAGUGGGGCAGAGAGAGAGGGGGACACAGAAGCUGAAGCAGGCUCCAGGCUCUGAGCUGUCAGCACAGAGCCCGACACGGGGCUCGAACUCACGAACCGUGAGAUCAUGACCUGAACCUAAGUCAGAUGCUUAACUGACUGCACCACCCAGGCUCCCCUAUGUUUAACUUUUAAUAAAUGACCAACCGUUUAUGAGAAUGGUUGUAUUCUUUUGCAUUCCCACCAACAAUAUGGGAGAGUCGAGUUGUUUGCCAUCUGCCAGAACUUUGUAUUGUCACCUGUUUUCUUUAAUGGUGGCCGUCCCAGUAGGUUUAUAGUGGUAUCUGACUGUGGGUUUAAUUUGCAUUGCUCUAUUGAUCUUGAGUAUGUUUUCACAUGCUCAUUUGUCAUCUACCUCUUUUUUGGUAAAAUGUAUCGGCUGACUCUUAAAAGAAGAUUCAGAUGAACAUGUAUUAGAGCAAUGACAUGAGGAGUAUAAUGCAACUCUGACGACAUAUCACUAACUAAGCAUUUUUACCUUUUGAAAACAAUCCCACUCAGUCCUAGAUAUGGUCAUUCACUCAUGAGUUUAUUUUCUUCGUCAGCAUUCACUGGGUACCGUGUGUAUGCCAGUCAAUAAAAACAGACUUUAGGCGUUUGUUUUGUUGGGAAGAUCUCAGGACAGGGUUACAAUAGGGGGAAAGAGUUGGAUUCUAAGGAGGUAUGAAUCAGCAUGAUAUAUUUAGGGAACUAUAGCUUAUUUUGAUUAUUCCUGCUUGAUAAGCUAAUUAAAAAUUCUAAGAGCAGAACCUAAGACAAAAGCAAUAUCCUCACCCUGCCCCCAUAUUAUUCUGAGUUGCAUAUCUCCAGAGACAGAUUUAAUUAUGGCUUCACCCUGUGCGAGGGAGGGUUCUGGGAACAGCCUGGGUGUCUAUGUAGGGAGCAGUAUGGAACAGCCUCCCUCUCUGGGGGCAGCCUGUAGAAUACAGGGGGAAAAUGUCCCCAGGCAUCUGAAUUAGCUAUCAAAAGAGUCUGGUCUGAUGCCAUGCACUUUCCUUCUUACUUUCUCACUCAGAGCCUUAUCACACUCUGAGCAUCCAGUCCGGGACAGCACUGGUUGCCUGGAUAGAAACCACAAGGUAGAAAGGAGACAGAGUUGGAUUAUUCUUAGAAGUAGCUACAAUCACAGCAGAAGUGGCAAAUGGACAUAGAAGUCCAGAAAAACAGAAGGGAAAAUCACAGAUGUUCAAAAUUAUGAGAUCCCCAAAUCAUGGAACAAAAAGUUUGUGUUUCCCACCAAUAUUAUCUUUUCAAGAAGUUAGGUAAAUAUGUGCUACAGUUCUAUACAUACAUACAUAAGCCAAGUGAUUAAAAACAAGCUUUCGCACUUAAACGGACAACUUUCUUUGUAUGUCAACAUUAAUCUGUAGGAGAUUCCUCAUUUCUCUAGGAAGCCAGUAAAAGAGGUAUCGCUAUCUCGAAUCGUGCUUGCUUUCGGAGUAUUUCCUAUCUUUGGGCUGAGACAGAUCUCCGGGAACAGGCAGCUUCAAACUGACGGUGAGAUACAGCUAGCUGUAAGUCGCCUGGAGCUGUACCUCUGAGUGAUCAACAGGGCAGGGAUGCAUGUUUCAAAACACGUGUCUUAGACCUCUUCAACCUUUUCUACCUCCUUUGAGUAUGUCUAAAUUUACGUGGAUUGGAAAGGUGUCUGUAAGGCACAAAGCCCUGCAAGACAGAUGUUUUUGAAACCAGAGAUUUCAUGCUGCAGAGAAUUGAUUUGUUUGAUUGAUUGAUUUGUUUUUCUACUUAUUUUUUUCUAUGCUUUUUGGGAAGAGUUUCCAUGGGAAGGUUGGCUAUAUUCAUAUUCCUCAUUUCAAAGCCCAGUUUCUUUUUAUUACUAUUUUUAUUUUUUUUACAUUUUAUUUUUUUAAUGACUAUGAUUUAUUUCCGAAUUGGCUUGCAUACAACACCCAGUGCUCAUCCCAAAAAAAUCAAAGCACAUUUUCAUUGUUGGGCCGUCUUCUGCUUUUAGGUCUGUGUAUUUCUGGAUAUCUGUAUCUACUUAUUCCCUUUAUUCUCGUUGCCCACUACCGUUCUCUACUCUUGUUUCCCUCCUCAGAGUCAGUCUCUAUAAUGUGUUUGAUACGUAUGCUUGGAUUAUGUUUCCUUGUAAAACAUACUAUUUUUUUUGUGUUAGUUGAUUUUCAAGCGACACAAAUACCUAACAGCAUAAGGUUGUGUGGUAGACCUUGUUCCGUUUCUCCAUUUUUCACUCAGUGCUGUCUUUUGAAGCGCCACUGAUGUUGCUGGUGCUGUGCCCGGUUCAUUGCUUCUCACUGCUGCCUAGAAGAGAGCGGUGUGCACCUGCCAUAGUUUACAGACCGGCUUCCUAGUGAUGCGCUCUGGCCUUGACCUGAUUCCCUGCCACCAUAAUCAACACUAUAAUACACAGUCACACGGUCUCACAGUCGGGACUGUGCAAUGUUGCUUUGGGAGCAUUUUCCCAGGAGUAGGGUUGUUGGGUCAUAGGAUGUAUGACAGCAAACCGCUCUCCAGGAUGACUCAACUGGUUCACGCCCUCACCAGCAGUGCACGCGGAUUCUUCUUUCGCCAGCCCAUUGAUAUGUAGCAUUGUCCUACUUUCUGAUUUUUGCCAAACUGACGGGUGUAAAGUGGCAUCUUAUUAUUUUAAUUUGCAUCUCCCUGAUUUCUAAUCAAUGUAAGCAUCUCUUUAUAGAUUUGGUAAACAUUCAGGUUUCCACUUCUUUGAAUAGCAUUUUAAGCCCUUCAUGCGAUUUUCUGCAGGGCUUCCUGUCUCUUUCUUACUAAUUUGCAAAAUUUCCUUGUGUAAUCUGCAGUUCUCAAAUUUUAAUGUGAGUAUGAAUCACCUGGGGAUCUUGUUAAGAUGCAGAUUAUGAUUCAGUCAAGGUAGGAAAGAGCUCAAGAUGGUGCAUUUCUAAUAAGCUCCCAGAUGAUACAGAAGCCUCAGGUCCUUGAACCACCCUGUGAGUAGCAAGGUUCUAGAUGCUAAUUUGAGACUUUGCAGAAGUCUGUCUCUCCAAAUUUGUCAUUGCUCUGUCAUCUCUGUCUAGAUUUAAUGUAAUCAAACACAUCAAUAUUUUGCCUUGUGGGUUAGUGCUAUUUGGGACAUAUUUAAAAAGUCCUUUGUUAUAUCUGGGUCACAGUGAUCUUCUCUAUUUUUCUCUACUAACUCUGUACUUUUAUUUCAUACUAUUUCAUGCUUUUAAUCCAUCUGAAGUCUCCUCUGUAUUGGGUAUACGUUAGGUAAGCAAUUUUUAGUUUUCUACUUACAGUGACCUAGUUUUCCCAGACCAAAUAGUUCAUUGUUUCUCCACUGAUUUAUGUUGCUACCUUCAUCUUAUUUCAAGUUCCCAGAUACACUCUGUUUUCUCUUCUAUUCCCUUGGUUCAGAUACCUGUUCCUAUAACAGUAUCAUACUGUUGUUGUCUUUAUAGUUGUGAAGUAUGUUUUCCUAUCUGAAGGGCCACUAUUCCAACCUUUGUUCUUUCUUAAACUCCUAAAGAUUCUUUGUGAAUCUUUAUCCUUUUAGGUAAAUUUUGGAAUAGAUUUGUUUAGUUCCUGAAAAAUAUCUGACUGACAUUGGAGUUGCAUUGACAUUAGAGAUUAAUUUGGGGGAGGUACUGAUGUUUUUACAAUGUUGUCUCAUUUGCGAAGAGGGAUAUAUUGCCAUUUAUUCAGAUGUUUCAUGUUUGUAAAUAGAUUUCAAAGUUUUUCUCCAUAAAGUCUGUGGGUCGUUCUUAAUUAUAUUAAUUAUAAGUACUUUACUGCUUUUGUUGCCUUUGAGAACACUAUUUCAUUUCUGUUUUAUUUCCUACUUGAUUAUUUUUUAUAUAACUGGAGUUGGUGGGUGGGGCCGCAGUCAGCCCUGAUGUCUGCCCCCAGCCCACCGCUGGGGCCACAGUCAGACUGGUGUGUGCCUUCUCUUCCCCUCUCCUAGGGGCGGGAUUCACUGUGGGGUGGCGUGGCCCGUCUGGGCUACUUGCACACUGCCAGGCUUGUGGUGCUGGGGAUCUGGCGUAUUAGCUGGGGUGGGUAGGCAAGGUGCACGGGGGCAGGAGGGGCAGGCUUGGCUCGCUUCUCCUUAGGUGAUCCACUUCAGGAGGGGCCCCUCUUCCGUGGGCCUCUCGUCUGCGCUUGGCUCCGGAGACUCCGUUCUGCUAAUCCUCUGGCGGUUUUCUGGGUUAUUUAGGCAGGUGUAGGUGGAAUCUAAGUGAUCAGCAGGACGCGCGGUGAGCCCAGCGUCCUCCUAUGCCGCCAUCUUCCAACCCCGGAGUCGAUUAUUUUUUAUAUAGAUGUCAGUAAUUUUUGUUAGCUGAUCUCUAUCUCACAAUAUGCUGGCCUUUCUCAUUUGCUUAUCUGUUGCUUUGAUUAGCUUUUCUAUGUAGAUUAUUACAUUCUGUGCAAAUAAUGACACUUCUGUUAUCUUCUACUGUUUGCUUUUUUCAAUUUUAAUUUUGUGCAUUUGUUAUUUAUUUUAUUAAAAAUGAGUAGACUUUACUUACUUUUUCAACAGUUUUAGGUUUACAGAAAAAUUCCACAGAAAGUAUGUAGCAUUCACAUAUAUUCCUUCUCCCACCACCCAGUUUCCACUAAUAUUAACAUAUUGCAUUGGUGUGGUACAUUUGCUACAAGUGAUAAACCGAUGUUGAUACAUUAUUAUUAACUGAAGUCCAUGGUUUACAUUAGGGAUCACUCUUGUGCUGUACAGGUCUAUACGUUUUACCAAAACGAAUGUGUACUGUCAUGUAUCCAUCAUUACAGUAUCAUACAGAACAGCUUCACUGCUCUAAAGAAUCCCCUGGGCUCCGUGUAUUCACCCCUGCUCCCAACCCCAACCCCUGACAGCCACGGAUCUUCUUACUGUCUCUACAGUUUUAGCUUUUAUAGAAUGUCAUGUGGUUGGGAUCGUAUAGUAUGCAGACUUUUGAGACUGGCUUGUCUUACUUAACAAUACGCAUUUAGGGGCGCCUGGGUGACUCAGUCAGUUAAGCAUCCUACUCUGGUUCAGGUCAUGGUCUCACGGUGCGUGAGUUCAAGCCCUGCGUCUGGCUCUGUGCUGACAACUCAGAGCCUGGAGCCUGCUUCAAGUUCUGUGUCUUCCUCUCUCUCUGCCCCUCCCCACCCCUGCUCACACUCUGUCUCUCUCUCUCUCUCUCUCUCUCAAAAAUAAAUAAACAUUAAAAAUUUUUUUGAAAAAAAAAACAAUAUGCAUUUAAUGUUCUCCCAUGUCUUUUCGUGGCUUGAUAGCUCACUUCUUCUUCUUAAUUUUUUUAAAUGUUUAUUUAUUUUUGAGAGGGAGAAGAAGAGAGAGACAGAGCAAGCGUGAGGGAGGGUAGCAGAGGGAGAGUGAAGGGAAAUCCCAAGCAGGCUCUGCACUGUCAGCACAGAGCCCGAUGCGGGGCUUCAUCCCACGGACCGCGAGAUUAUGACCUGAGCCAAAGGCGGACGCUUAACUGACAGAGCCACCCAGGCAUCCUGCUCAUGCCAUUUCUUGAAACGACCGUCCCCUCUGCACUGAGUUUGCCUUUGCUCCUUUGUUAAGGCUCAGUUGACUGUCUUCGUGUGGGCCUGUUUUGGGCUCUCGUGUGUUCCGUUGAUGCACUUAUUCUCUUGCCAGUAUCGCACUGUUUUUGUUACUGUGGCUGAUUUUUAAUUUAUGUUUUAUAGCCUUGUACUUCUAAAAAAAAAAUAGGAUUUGAGAUAGAUUGCAAUUUCGGUUACACUGGAAACAGGACAAUUUUAAUAAGAAGAUAAAAAUUGUAAAAUAUUAAACUAUUGAUUCUCUGGCAGUGGCUGCAUUCUUUCAAGAGCUAGAACACACAGAAAUAUUACAAUAGAGUAUGAGGCGGCCUGAGGACUUUUUACCUGCUGUCACUUAUCUGACGACAUUGAAAAUUGUUAGUUUGGACAGAAAAAUUCUGAAGUUGGGUUAUUCUUAAAUAUUAUUAUUUUCCUUUCAGUUUAUGGUGAUUGUUCAGCUAGCAUUGCAUAGUUAGUUGUAUACAGUUCAUUGGAGACAUGUCUUAAUAUUUUAGCUAAUUUAAGACUCGGCCUACCAGAGAAUGCUUAUUGAAAUAUGCAACUGUGACCAUAUAUUUUUGAAUUUUUUUUAGGUCAAUGAUGCCUUCCUUCAUGUGAUACAGCGCAAAUCCAUGGGCAAGGUGCUUAUCUCCCUGAAAUAAACCCUCACCUCAGCAGCAAA
Molecule: messenger RNA, 10992 nt
Organism: Neofelis nebulosa (Clouded leopard)
Lineage: Eukaryota; Metazoa; Chordata; Mammalia; Carnivora; Felidae
Product: quinone oxidoreductase-like protein 2
Exons: 10
Coding region: 16-1302 (428 amino acids)
Cellular component (GO): mitochondrion
Molecular function (GO): oxidoreductase activity
Source: RefSeq, a predicted model, not a curated record